AUGAUGUGACCAUAACCUCAAAAAUUUGUUUUCCUUUUACUGUUUUUUUUUUUCAUAACACAUUUUAUUAGAUCGUUUAUACCACAGUAAAAAAGCAUAACCAAUUUAAAAUGUCUGAAGGUUCCAGCAAAGAUACUAGCGCUUUAAAAGCGCCUAUGGUUUACAUCUGUGGGGAAUGCCACAAUGAAAAUGAAAUAAGGCCCAGAGAUCCGAUCCGUUGUCGAGAAUGUGGUUAUCGUAUUAUGUACAAGAAGAGGACCAAAAGAUUGGUAGUCUUUGAUGCCAGAUAAAUGAAGAUCAUGAAAGAUCUCUCACUUAGGUUAAGGAAUUACAAAAAUAGAUUUAAUUACCCUUUAGGACUAUUAUUAUUUCAGUAAAUUGUACCUUUUCUUAGUAAUAAACUAAAUACUUACA
This is a messenger RNA of Anthonomus grandis grandis, 414 nucleotides long. RefSeq names its product DNA-directed RNA polymerases I, II, and III subunit RPABC4 (gene Rpb12). The coding region runs from base 111 to 290 and encodes 59 amino acids. Gene Ontology annotation, biological process: DNA-templated transcription. Gene Ontology annotation, cellular component: RNA polymerase III complex; RNA polymerase I complex; RNA polymerase II, core complex. The record is from RefSeq and is a predicted model, not a curated record. Gene Ontology annotation, molecular function: zinc ion binding; DNA binding; DNA-directed RNA polymerase activity. Lineage: Eukaryota; Metazoa; Arthropoda; Insecta; Coleoptera; Curculionidae. The transcript is spliced from 3 exons.